CUCCCCGGAAGCCCCGGGUCAGAAGGUGAAGCGAGACUCGGCUCUGGCCGUGGAAAUAGGAAGCGUCAGGGGCAGGUUCCGAAGAGCGUCGCCGUCCCGCGUUUGCUCUCUCUCGGUCCUGAGGGGAAAGGAAGAAAGGCCGUUGCCGCCCGCUGCUUUCUCCCUCGCACCCUGCCGCCGCCGCCAUCAUGGGCAAGUCCUUCGCCAACUUCAUGUGCAAAAAGGACUUCCAUCCGGCCUCCAAGUCCAACAUCAAAAAGGUAUGGAUGGCAGAACAGAAAAUAUCUUAUGACAAGAAGAAACAAGAAGAGUUAAUGCAACAGUACCUUAAAGAGCAGGAAUCCUAUGACAACAGACUGCUUAUGGGCGAUGAACGUGUGAAGAAUGGGCUAAAUUUUAUGUAUGAAGCCCCACCUGGAGCCAAGAAAGAAGAGGCCAAAGAGCAAGAAGGAGAAACUGAAUAUAAAUUUGAAUGGCAGAAAGUCGCUCCACGUGAAAAAUAUGCUAAAGAUGAUAUGAAUAUUAGAGAUCAGCCAUUUGGUAUCCAGGUGCGGAAUGUGAGAUGUAUUAAAUGUCACAAGUGGGGCCAUGUCAACACAGACCGAGAAUGUCCUUUGUUUGGACUUUCUGGAAUUAAUGCAAGUUCAGUUUCCAGUGACGGUUCAGGGCCAUCAAUGCACCCCUCGGAGCUAAUAGCGGAGAUGAGAAACAGUGGGUUUGCACUGAAACAAAAUGUACUGGGGAGAAACUUGACCGCAAAUGAUCCAUCACAGGAAUUUGUGGCAAGUGAGGGAGAAGAUGACCCAGAAGUGGAAUUUUUGAAAUCCUUGACAACAAGACAGAAGCAAAAGCUUUUGAGGAAACUGGAUCGCUUGGAGAAGAAGAAGAAGAAGAAAGAUAGAAAGAAGAAAAAGCAGCAAAAGAAAAAAAGCAAAAGUAAACACAGGAAACAUAAGAGCAGGUCCUCCUCCACAUCCUCCAGUGAGUCUUCAGGAAGCAGCAGCAGUGAUGGUGAGACUGACAGCCAAGAUAAAGCAGCACAAAAGGAGAGGGAUUCUAAGGAAAGAAGAAAAGCCAAGUGUUCAGAGCCUAGCAGCAGUGACACUGAAGGGAAUGCGAAGACUAAGGGAAAACUUCAUGAAGAUCCCUCCAGCAGUCAUGGUAACAAGGAUAAAGAUAGAGAGAAGAGUAGACCUUUAACGCAAGACAGUUCUGCAGAGAACAACAAACAGAGCUCCUGCGAGGGCAAAAGAAUGCCUGCAAGCAGAUACGACGACACAGACAAGAGAAAGGAAUCUGAAAGAUACAGAAACGCAGGGAGAAGCCAAAGCAAGGAGCAGAGCAGAGGAUCUCACACAAGGCACACGACUUGUAGCCCAAGUGAGGAACGACACAGGAAAAAGGAAACCAAAAGCCGUCACUCAGACAUAAGCAGGGAGCAGCAGAAACAUAGGGAGAGCUGCAGUAACAAAUACUGUCGAACGGAGCAUAGAGAGAGAAACAGAAGCCGGGAGAGGAAAAAAUAGAUAAUGUGGGUGGCAAACCCGUUUUUGCACCUUUUUUUUUUUAGAAUCCUUUAGUAAAGGGCUCCUCAUAUGCUUCCCUCUUUCUCAUAUGUCGGUUCUCCAAAAUAUUUAAAUAUCUUACUUCAGAUAGUACUAUGUUGUGUGUGUGACAUGCAAAAAAGAGAGACUUUAAAACAUGGGUACCACGUUAUGUUGCUGCAAAAUGUAUCUUAUUUCAGGAGGAGGACACUUGGUUGAAGAGAGGAGGUGUGUUUGGUAAAAUUAAAAUAAUUAUAUAUUUAAGAGAUGUCUUGGUGUGUCUUUAUAAAAUCAGAGUUCCCCUGUUGUGCAUUAUUUCUCCUAGCAUUUCUCCUUUUCAGGCAGGAUUUUAAACAAGAAGUGAAGAUCUCAGGAAUGCUAUAUUGAUUGAAUAUAGAGUUUCAAAAAUGUUUUUAAAGUGUUUAAAAAUUGUUUUAAUUGUGGUUUUAAUAUGAAUACCUAUGUAAUUGUUCUAAGUAUAAUGUUUAAUGUUUUUAAAUCUGUGUUUGCUAUAUACCGUAGUUUUAACUGUUGUGAACUGUCUUGGUCCCCCAUGGGAAGAAAGGAGACAGACAGACAGACAGACAGACAGACAUGUUUGUGAGAAUAAGUUUAUGUGUUAAAAGGAUGUAACAAAAGUGUGCCAGUAGUAUUUGACAUAGUUCUGGAUAAAAUCACAGUUACAAACCACAAAUUAGGUAAUUUUUGAGUGGAAGCAUUCCUCCCCUCCCCCGAGGACAAUUUUACGAGUUAAAACAACAGAGCAACAUAUUUCCCUGUAAGUGUGUAGCCAACAUUUUUGGCCUCCUGCAGUGUAUAACGUGGGCAAGGCUAUCUAAGCAUCUUGAAUCCCUGUUGGUGUGUGUCACCACAGUGUGAAGUUAUUGUUCAAUAAUUUCUCAAGACAUGGGAAGAAUAUUUACUGUCUUAACAGCUUCCAGGUAUUGUGUGCAGUAGGAAUUUAAUGGCAGCCCUACUCUUCUCUUUUAAGAAAACACCUUAUUUCUCUUCAGAGUUUGGAGAACAUUUUCAGAAACCCUACUUGUUAUUAAGCAUUUAAUUCCAUGAAAUAAAUUGUCUUAAUUUAU
Messenger RNA from Pogona vitticeps (central bearded dragon), 2632 nucleotides. It is a transcript of the gene CIRSR, whose product is annotated as corepressor of RBPJ and splicing regulator. Gene Ontology annotation, cellular component: nucleus. Gene Ontology annotation, biological process: negative regulation of DNA-templated transcription. The record is from RefSeq and is a predicted model, not a curated record. Gene Ontology annotation, molecular function: transcription corepressor activity. Lineage: Eukaryota; Metazoa; Chordata; Lepidosauria; Squamata; Agamidae.